Aspergillus homomorphus CBS 101889 is the source of this 1469-nucleotide messenger RNA. Its product is annotated as MFS general substrate transporter. The record is from RefSeq and is a predicted model, not a curated record. Gene Ontology annotation, biological process: transmembrane transport. NCBI's taxonomy places the organism in Eukaryota, Fungi, Ascomycota, Eurotiomycetes, Eurotiales, Aspergillaceae. Gene Ontology annotation, molecular function: transmembrane transporter activity. The transcript is spliced from 3 exons. Bases 1 to 1392 code for a protein of 463 amino acids.
AUGGACGCAUACCUGCUCAAGAAUCAGCUUGCGCUAACAGCGGACGGUCAGUACGUCCGCUGGGGAAAAUUCAACAAAAAGCAGCCGCGGAACUGGUCGUCCAGCCGAAAGACCUUUGACAGUAGUGUCAUAUUUCUUCUGGAUACUUUUGCAUUUCUCGUGGGCCAGAUUUUCGGGGCCAUUGUCCUUCCGCCCUGGUCGGAGUCGUUUGGCCGCAAAAACCUUUAUAUUAUCAGUUCUGCGGGGAGUACAAUUUGUUGCGUGGUUAUCGGGGUGACGCAUUCGCUGGGCGCGGUGAUACCCGCGCGUAUAGUUGCAGGGUUCCUUUCGGCGGUUCCAUAUACUGUUGGUGGAGGUAGCAUUGAAGAGAUGUUUGAUUCGAGGGCGAGAAUAUGGGUCAUAUUUCUGUGGACCAUUGCUUCGAAUUAUGGAUUACUGCUUGGGCCUAUCAUGAGUACCUACAUAUCCGCCCACCUGGAUUGGCGCUGGGUAUUUUACAUUUACGCCAUCAUAUUCGCCGUCCUCACUGGUCUAUUUUUUAUCAUCAGAGAAUCACGUCCGUCCCUUCUCCUCUCCCGCGAAGUCGCGCGAAUCCGCCACGAGACAGGCAACGAGACCCUGCAGCCGCUCAACCACGACCACACUCCGGACUUAAGAACAUUUAUCCGUAUUUCGUUGUUUCGGCCAUUGCAGUUGUUCUUCGGUGAAUUACUUAUUUUUAUUAUCGCCAUCAUGAUAGCCUUCGCAUUCUCCUUGGUCUACAUCUUUACCGAGGCCCUACAACCAAUCUACGAGUCCAUGGGAUACACCACCGCCCAGGCAUGUCUGGCAUUCGUCGCCAUCGGUGUUGGCGUGCUCUUCAGUACCUUCACGCGGUUUCUGGACCACCGGAUCUUCGAUGCACGGAAGGCCGCCAACCAACCCGUGAAGCCCGAAGACAAGCUGUACGGGCUGGUGAUCGGAGCUCCCAUCUUCGCUGUGGCUCUAUGGUGGUUCGCCUGGACGAUCCCGCCGCGCAUCACGGAUCUCCCGUGGAUCGUGCCGACCAUUGCCCUCGUGAUGAUCGGAUUUGCGCUCAACGAGUUCGACACAGUGCUGUACGGGUAUGUGUCGGAUAGCUACUUGAGCUACGCGGCCAGCGGCACAGCGGCCAUACAGUUUCUGCGGGCAAUGACGUCAGGUAUAUUUCCAUUGUUCACGCGUCAGAUGUUCGAUGGGCUGGGGGCGAAUGUGGCAGUCUCGUUGCUGGCGGCGCUGGCGACGGGAUUCUGCGCGGUACCGGUGUUGUUCAUGUUCUACGGGGAGCGGAUCCGGGCGCGCAGUCGGUUUGCCCGAUUCAGUUUGGAGGUGGAGGAGGAGUUGGGGACGACUGGAUUGGAGAGAGAGAAAUGAUUAUGGGGGUUGGCUCAGUAGUAUGCAAGUAUAUAACAUGUAGGCGGUGGCACGUGGAGAUGGGUGUAAUGAUUGGG